Molecule: messenger RNA, 2161 nt
Organism: Monopterus albus (swamp eel)
Lineage: Eukaryota; Metazoa; Chordata; Actinopteri; Synbranchiformes; Synbranchidae
Product: protein very KIND
Exons: 9
Coding region: 536-2161 (541 amino acids)
Biological process (GO): regulation of dendrite morphogenesis; small GTPase-mediated signal transduction
Cellular component (GO): guanyl-nucleotide exchange factor complex; neuronal cell body; dendrite
Molecular function (GO): guanyl-nucleotide exchange factor activity
Source: RefSeq, a predicted model, not a curated record
GCGGAAACAGUGCAGUAUAGUGGAAUGAUAAAUCUCUCUGCACAUAUUAAUGGCUUAACAGCUCAGGCAAAGCCAGUUCACAGCGAUAAGAAGCGCUAUUAAAACCUGAUGAAUAUGAGUCACUCAAACUGCAGUGUGAACGGAGGCGUGGGUCCAACUGUAGCACGCAGGCAGCGGCACUCUCAUCUCUGCCAGCACUGACUCCUCCACUGCAGCUCAUGAUCGCCUUCAUCAGCGCGUCGCCUGUUUCUGUGGAGGUGGAGUAGUCAUGACAGCCUCAAACACUGGCCAGCACCCCACCACCGCCGCCUCCUGUUCUUCUUACAACGCGUGGUAGACUGAUGCGCAUUGCUGUGCCUUUUCUGGUUUUUUCUUCCGGCGUUGUUUUUGUUUGUGUCCCGCAGUGACCAUCGACUGACUGCUGGAUUGCAGCGAGUUAGCUCUGUGUACCCAGACAACCCAGGCAUGUCAUCUGUAUCGACUGGAAACUGCGUUGAAAUUCGCUUUACUACUUGAGGGAAUCCAAGUUGCGGUAAUGGAGGCUUCGCGGAAUGACGGGGCUCUCACAUACUUAGGGAAAACUGACGAAAGAGACAGUUAUUGUGAUCUGGAACAUCUGCCUCCUCUGCUGGAAGACGAGGAGAAUGUGUCUCUGGCAGACAUUCUUUCUUUGCGGGACAGCUGUCUGUCUGAGGAUGAAGUGUGGGCGGUGUGUGUGGAGUGUGUCCUGGCCCUGCAGAGCAUCAGACCCUCCCACCUCUUCCACAACCUUUGUAUCACACCAGACACUCUGGCCUUCAACGCCCAUGGGAACGUUUGCUUUGUGGAGCAGCUCAGCGAUGAUCCAGAAGGGUCCUUUGUACCUCCUGAGUUUGACAACACAGGCAGCACAUUUGAGGGCCAUGUUUACUCUCUGGGAUCUACACUUUCUGCUGCGCUGAGCUUUAUCAUUGAGCCAGAGCUGGAGGCUGAGCUGGGGGAAGAAAUCCAGAAGUUGUUGGAACAAAUGCAGGAGGAGAAGCCUGAGGACAGGCCACUGCUGCAGGACAUCCUGUCUCUGGCUGAGGCACAGCUGUCUCAUACCUCCUCUGCAGCUGUGUGCCGGAAACUGUCUUCAGCUGGGCGACGGAUGCUCUCCAUUGAAUCACUUUCAACUUUUCAAGAUGGACAGGAAUGCUCUUGGGAGGCGAGAUGGCAGCAGCCCAAACCCAGAUGCCUGCUUAAAAGACUUAGCUUGAAUGACAACACCAAAGAUUUGUGCAGUGACAGUUCUGUUAAGGCGAAUGGUCUGUCCAGGCAACAGGUGUGCAGGGGCUGGGAUUCUUCUCUCUGGGCUGAGGAUAUGGACAGCAGUGAAGACGAUGGCAUAAUCUUUGCAGAUGAGAUGGACCUCAGGUCACACAACAGCUCCCCAGUGAGGAGGAGAGCUCAGCAGAGGCUGAACAGAGUGAGGGGGGCUCUCAACCGCUCCUGUUCCAUCCCAGACUCCAACAACCCUCCGUGUCUUUCCCCUCCAGCACACGGAAAUAUCAGUAUACCUGUAUCGGACCUCACUGAGAUAGGAGCAGAUGAACACUGGAGCUGCAAGCCUGUGUGGAGAAACAGGUUUCAUCGAUUCAACAGGGGCAGGUCCUGUGAAUCCUGCCCACACAGUAGCACUGAGGAUUAUGUGGACUCAGUUGUGGACAAUCAGAUGUCACAAGAAAACAGGGAUGAGACUUUGUGCAGUGGCGAAACAAAAAUUCAAGAAUGCCAUGAAAGUGAUUCUAAUGACUGUAUCCAGGUCUUAGCAUCUACCUGUACUUCCUGUCAGGACCUGGAAAAGGAACAGGACUCUUCUGGAGACCAGAGCCCACUGAGCCAUAACCUCUACAUUCCUAAUAACCACAUGACCAAGAGUAUGCUGUGCCUGAAUGAAGAAUCCCAGGAUGAGUGGAUCUCGCUAAGAGAGUUACUUACUCGUUCUGGACUGAGACUGACAGUAAAUGAGCUGUGGGCUCUGUGUUACACCUGCCUGUCCUCACUGCAGACCUACAUUGACUUUCCAGCAUAUUUUUGCCUCGACACAGUGUAUGUGGGCUGCGAGGGAGAAGUGCUCUUCUUGAAACCUAAAACCAUAGGUAAGUUUACUUUGCUGUGCUCUCGCUCUGUGCUGCUGUAA